CCGAGGAAAGCUUAGAAGUUCACCAUGGGUAAGGUUCACGGAUCUUUGGCUCGUGCUGGUAAGGUGAGAGGGCAAACCCCUAAAGUUGCCAAGCAGGACAAGAAGAAGAAGCCCAGAGGACGUGCUCACAAGCGCAUGCAAUACAACCGCCGAUUCGUCACUGCCGUGAUUGGCUUUGGCAAGAAGAGGGGACCCAAUUCUUCCGAGAAGUAAGGUAGCGGUUUCUCAAAGAUGACACCUCUUUAGGUUAUUAUGGAGGCAUCGUUUUUUUGGGUUUUUGACCAUUUGUUAUUGAGUUUUCAUGUUAUUUUUAAAGACCCAUUUACUUUGUUACUGGAUUAUGCUUUAAUUAAAUUAGAAGUAAUGUGAAUUCGUUUUUUAUUUAAAAUUGUUAAACAUGUGACACUAAAGGUCUUUAUUAAGAUAAAAGAUUUUGGAGA
Humulus lupulus (European hop) is the source of this 440-nucleotide messenger RNA. RefSeq names its product small ribosomal subunit protein eS30z/eS30y/eS30x-like. Bases 25 to 213 code for a protein of 62 amino acids. The record is from RefSeq and is a predicted model, not a curated record. Gene Ontology annotation, cellular component: ribosome; cytosolic small ribosomal subunit. Gene Ontology annotation, molecular function: structural constituent of ribosome. NCBI's taxonomy places the organism in Eukaryota, Viridiplantae, Streptophyta, Magnoliopsida, Rosales, Cannabaceae. Gene Ontology annotation, biological process: translation. The transcript has a single exon.